AUGGCGAGCCAAGGCGUUGCCUCCAUGUUGCCUCUGGCAUUGCUCCUCGGAGCCUUCGCCUCCAUCCCACAAAUCGUGGAGUCCAUCGGGGUGUGCUACGGCAUGAGCGCCAACAACCUGCCAGCGGCGAGCACCGUCGUGGGCAUGUUCAAGUCCAACGGGAUCAAAUCGAUGCGGCUGUACGCCCCCGACAAGGCGGCGCUGCAGGCCGUCGGUGGCACGGGCAUCUACGUGGUCGUCGGGGCGCCUAACGACGUGCUCUCCAACCUCGCCGCCAGCCCGGCGGCCGCCGCCUCGUGGGUCAGGAGCAACAUCCAGGCGUAUCCCAAGGUUUCCUUCCGGUACGUCUGCGUCGGAAACGAGGUCGCCGGCGGUGCCACCCGGAACCUCGUCCCAGCAAUGAAGAACGUGCAUGGCGCGCUCACUUCCGCCGGGCUGGGCCACAUCAAGGUGACCACGUCGGUGUCGCAGGCCAUCCUCGGCGUGUACAGCCCGCCCUCUGCCGGGUCCUUCACCGCAGAGGCGGCCGCGUUCAUGGGCCCCGUGGUGCAGUUCCUUGCCCGCACCCGCGCACCGCUCAUGGCCAACAUCUACCCCUACCUGGCCUGGGCCUACAACCCGAGCGCCAUGGACAUGAGCUACGCCCUCUUCACCGCAUCCGGCACCGUGGUCCAGGACGGUGGCUUCGGGUACCAGAACCUGUUCGAUGCCACGGUGGACGCCUUCUACACGGCCAUGGCCAAGCACGGCGGCUCUAACGUGAAGCUAGUGGUGUCGGAGAGCGGGUGGCCGUCGGGCGGCGGCACCGCGGCGACUCCAGCCAACGCCAGGUUCUACAACCAGCACCUCAUCAACCACGUCGGGCGCGGAACCCCACGCCACCAGGGCGCCAUCGAGACCUACAUCUUCGCCAUGUUCAACGAGAACCAGAAGACCAGCGGCGUGGAGCAGCACUGGGGACUCUUCUACCCCAACAUGCAGCACGUCUACCCCAUCAACUUCUGA
This is a messenger RNA of Triticum urartu, 1005 nucleotides long. Its product is annotated as lichenase-2-like. NCBI's taxonomy places the organism in Eukaryota, Viridiplantae, Streptophyta, Magnoliopsida, Poales, Poaceae. The record is from RefSeq and is a predicted model, not a curated record. Gene Ontology annotation, molecular function: hydrolase activity, hydrolyzing O-glycosyl compounds. Gene Ontology annotation, biological process: carbohydrate metabolic process.